Messenger RNA from Xiphophorus couchianus (Monterrey platyfish), 1703 nucleotides. RefSeq names its product endonuclease, polyU-specific C (gene endouc). Lineage: Eukaryota; Metazoa; Chordata; Actinopteri; Cyprinodontiformes; Poeciliidae. The coding region runs from base 106 to 1044 and encodes 312 amino acids. The record is from RefSeq and is a predicted model, not a curated record. Gene Ontology annotation, molecular function: RNA endonuclease activity. The transcript is spliced from 8 exons.
AAACCCCUGUGGAGUGUUAGAUACUGGGAGGAGGCUGGACUCAGUCAAACAUUAGUGAACAGUCUGCUCUAGUGUGAACUGUAGUAGUGAAGAGUUUCUGGCACCAUGGCUUUAAGGCUUUGUGAAUUCCUCCUGCUUGCAGUUCUUCUCAGUGGAGUUCAUGCAUCAAGGCCAGCUGUAAACCAGGAGUUAUCCAAUCUUUUCAAUGAGCUCUGGAGGCUGGAUGUGAACCGCAUGAAGCCUGGGAUAGACUACACUAUCUCUGUUCAGGGUAGAGCAGGGUUUGUGAACCAGGGCAGCCAUGUUGUCAUGGAUCGCGCCUCACUGCCUCUAUUCUCCAACGUUAAUGAGAGCAAACUGAGGAACAUAACCACUUUCUCUCUCUUCAUGAAACUCCUGGACAACUAUGAGCGGUCGACAGGCAUCACAGAGCGAGUCACUCCAGAGGAGCUGACAGAGAUAAAUCUGUUCUUGGAUGCUGUUUUAGAGACACAAGUCAUGAAGCGGGCUCAUCAGUACCUGGUGAGCAAAGGAAAGUCCAGCUCCGACUCGAGGCAGUUUAAGAAUCAACUUAACUUGAUCUGGUUCCAUCUCUACCACCGGCAGAGAAACACAGGCCCUGACUCUUGUGGAUUUGAACACGUCUUUGUUGGAGAAACCAAAUCUGGAACAGAAGUAAUCGGCUUUCACAACUGGGUCCAGUUCUUCCUGCAGGAGAAAAACAGUCAUUUGGACUACAAAGGCUACAAGGCCAGAGACCAGGACUUGCCUGAUCAGGACGACCACGUCCUGAACCUCCAGUUCAGCUGGCACGGUGUGGUGAAGCCCGUCGGCAGCGCCUUCAUCGGCACCAGCCCCGAGUUUGAGAUGGCCAUUUUCACCAUCAUCUUCCUCAUGAUCACAGAGCGAAGCACCACGGUGCUGGUCAACAUCGACCAGUGUCAGAUGGAGCUGGUGGUCAUCAGGCAGGGCCGCUGUCUGGGGACAGCGUACCCCAAACUGCUCAGCAGCAACAGCAGACACGUCAGCCAGCACUCGCACUGACUCCAGCUGCAGCUCAAGUGGCCUUUGCCUAAAGACAGGUGGUGAAAUCUACGUCCAGCAGGAGAAUCAUAGUCUGUUCUGAUUCUAAAAUGUAUCUAAGGCUUUUAAUGAAACAGUUCUGAUGGUGUUACUGGCGGAACGGGAUUUAUUUGAAAAUGUGUAACAUGUUAAGCUAUAAGAACCUUAUAUUAAUCAUCGCCAUGAAUAAAAGUAAUCAUCAGUGUUGUAGUGAUCCAAAAAUAUUAGUUCGUAUAAAAAGAAGCGUAUUAACUGUACAAAAUUAUCUUUUAAAGAGUGUUAAAUCAUUAAUGUUUUUGUAUUUAAGGACAUUUGAUUACCUUGUUGAAGUUUUCCGGUUGAAGCAAUCAGAUUUUAUUAUUUGAAAUGUUCUGUUCUGCCUUCCUAACAAGGUUCCUAUGACGUUUGGAAGAGAAGCCGGCCCACAGAGUCAUAGGUCAUCUACCGUACUGUAGCAUCAUGUAGCAUGAUUUAAAAAAUAAAUAAAUAAAUUUAUCCCUUUCUGUACAACAAUCAAAGGUCACCCUUACACUGCUGAAGUUCUCAGAUGCUCAUUAAACAAGGUGAUUUAUUUUACACCUCAUCAUUCUCUUCACUGAAUGUGAUAAAAAAAUUAAAAAAAAACUUAUAUUUUAAACUGA